Messenger RNA from Helicoverpa zea (corn earworm), 2900 nucleotides. Its product is annotated as Krueppel-like factor luna. The record is from RefSeq and is a predicted model, not a curated record. Gene Ontology annotation, molecular function: DNA-binding transcription factor activity, RNA polymerase II-specific; RNA polymerase II cis-regulatory region sequence-specific DNA binding. The transcript is spliced from 4 exons. Gene Ontology annotation, biological process: regulation of transcription by RNA polymerase II. The coding region runs from base 76 to 750 and encodes 224 amino acids. Lineage: Eukaryota; Metazoa; Arthropoda; Insecta; Lepidoptera; Noctuidae.
CGCUCGCGAGCCAGUGCCAGGAGAGGUCGCGCCGCGCGUUUUUCUCACUUCGAUCGGCAUCACAUGUAAAGUGCGAUGGACGUGCUACCGAGCGGCAACUUGUUCCGCGAACUCCAGGACGUGACGGACACCGGCUACUUCGAGUGGAAGCUGUCCCUGGAAGACUACUGGCAACAGACAUGUUACGAGAUGGAGAGAUAUCUCCGGGAGGAGCCCCGCAAGCGACGCGACCCUCCCCAGGAAGAGGAGUGGGCCCGUUCCACCUGCAGCCCACCCUCGCCACCAGCUUCCCCGCCGUCACCACAACCCACCACGACCUUCACGUUCAUCACCGCCGUGAAGUGUGAGCCUCAGAGCGACUCCGAUGAACCGAGGGGUAUGUCUGCUACGCAAGAGACUCCGAGUCCAGUGCCAGUGCCGCACGUGGUGCCGAGGAAGGUCCACGUGGCUCGUCACCACCCGCACCCGCACGCGACUGAUCCCCGCAGACGCGUGCAUCGCUGCGAAUUUCCCGCAUGCGAUAAAGUCUACACUAAGAGCUCGCAUCUCAAAGCGCAUAAGAGGACGCAUACUGGCGAGAAGCCGUACAAGUGCUCGUGGGAGGGGUGCGAGUGGCGGUUCGCGCGCUCGGACGAGCUCACGCGGCACUACCGCAAGCACACGGGCGCCAAGCCGUUCCGCUGCCGCCACUGCGAGCGGUGCUUCUCGCGCUCCGACCACCUGGCGCUGCACGCCAAGCGGCACGCGUAGCCCGCGGCUCCCGCGCCUGUCCGCGCCCCCACUCGCAAGCGCAAGUAGAACAGCCACGCGCUGUCUUUAUUUACAAGUAUAUUAGUGAUUCCGUUUAUAGGUUGUCGUGAGUUGUGAACACGGAAUUGAUUGUGAUGGGCGCUGCUCCAUACAGCGACAAGCCAAAGAAUGCCGCUACGUCGUAGUCAACACUCAUUGCACCUAAUGCUUUAAAGUUAUUUUUUUUGUUUUUAAGUUUAACGAGUUUUUUUAUUCGGGAAAAAUCUCUUGAUGUUUCGGCAAUUAUCGUUACGGUUCUUUGUUGCUAAGAUUUCGAUUUAUAGCCGUUGUGUAUUUUUAUGUGAGCUUCGUGUAUUUAGUCGCCGCCGCGUAGCGACGGUGCGAGUGUGCCAUGAGUGGGAGUCUCCCCACAUGCAUUUCAGUCGCGGUCAUAUUAUUUAUUGGGAAGUUCGGCUAAUGAUCCCACCGACGCCGAGCACGACCUUUAAUAUUUUAGGCUUAGUGCGUCGCGUUACCUGAUGUUAUGUCGGAGUCGCGAGUCAGUCGGCGUGUCUCUCGCAUGCCUUUAGCUCGAACCACUAGCUCAAAAUUGAUGAUUCAACUUGAACUAAUAAAGUGCAUGAAAUUACAAAACUAAAAAUCCCAAGUUCUGAAGCAGUGGUUCGCGUUGGAAGUAGGCUAAGGUAUCGACCGACUGGCUCGCCAUCUCUGCGCAGAUUCGUAUGUUUAUUUUGUUUAACUGUAUUUUAUUCAGUAGUUUAAGCUUUUUCUUUACUCUUUCAUUCCGAUAUUGUGCGGUUAACAGGCCUUUAUUUCAUUAGCUAUAAGAUUCUUUAUUGCAUGCACUAUUUGAUGUUUGGCAUGCCGUUACACACAUAGCGUGGUCGAUUUGCCUACAGGGAGGGUAACAUCUAUAGUACAUAUUUUUUUUGUAUUUUUGUAAAGUGAGGAUCGCUACGUGUGUAGAGGCUCCGUUGAUUCUGGCGGGAACAAUGGUCACUAAUGGCGGUAUUCGCGUGUUCAAUCAUGAUCUCAGUAACAUACAAGAACAGCACUAUAUAUUAUGGUUCGCCAUUAUUUGCCAUCGUCGCUUGUCUAAACACAGUCGCAAACAUUUCGUUGGCCAUCUUGAUAAGACCGGUUACAGACGGACGUGGCGUCGGCUGCGUUUGGCGUCAUAACCGGCCAGCAUACUGAUUGUGCACGACUUUUGUGAUCACUUGGAGAGCACGAGAGUGUGCGCUCUCAAGAUGCUGGUUGCGUAAUGCCACUAACUUGUAACGGUAAUAAUUAAUCAAAGAUCCUGAUCAUCUUCCACUGGAUAUAAUCCCCAGUUUUAGUUUUAGUCCCAAGUUUUAGUUUGUGUAAGCACAUGCUGUCGACGACACAUCUCUGCAUCUUUGCAAAACCAUUUCCAAAUCUCUGCAGAAUCACUUCCAAAUGUGUGCAGAGUUACUCCUGCAAGUUGUGGCAGUUACGGGACAGCUUACAUAAUCUAGUUAACUUUUGUUACUAGAGCAUAAGUAUGAACAACGACUGUUUACAAUAAAUAAACUGCCAUUUUUUUAUUCUAAUGUACAGUGUCGUUGAGUCGUCAGUAACUGUGCAUCUUUUAUUGCAUACCUCCCGGGGCCAAUAAUUUAGUCUUCCCAGUUUGAUAAGUUCUUGUUACAGUAUGAUGAGUUUUAUAUCUUUGCAGAGAUAUCACGCUCAUUAAACACUCUUUUAACAAUAACUAUUAUAAGACAAUACAAAUUUUAAUAUAGUCAAAUAUUUAACGUAAUUUUCGACUGACUAUAAUUGAAAAUAAAAGAAUGCAUUGACUGAUCUAGAAUUAAAUAACUGAUCUGCUUUGAGUUUUCUUGUAAAUUGGUUUGAACAAUCGUAGUUGUGAUAAUGUGAGAUCACGCUUAUGUGAACAAAUAGUGUAAGAUUAUUAAAAUGCCUUAUUUAACUUGUUUUAAACUUCAUAAAGAAGAAGUUGAAACAUUUGUCGCGUGUGAUAUCUCUGCAGUUUAGUCCCCACACACGAAACAUCUCUGUAUUUGCACUUCCGCUCAUUAUUCGUUAAUAUUUCGUCGUCCCAUGUACCUAGUUUUUAUAACAUUUAAAUUAUUAAACCACCACAUUUUAUCAAAUACAUUAUUUAA